AUGGAAGAUGAGGACAACAGUUCUAGUGAGACCGACGUUCCAUUGAAUUCUGAUGGCGAUUCAGACGAUGAUUCUGAUGGUGAUUCAGACGAUGAUUAUGUUUUUCCUCAUCUUGCAAAUGGUUAUGCAAAUCCUGUAGAAAUUGGAGUAUCUUCGAUCGAUCUCAGCGAUGACGAAGAUACAAAAAGCAACGAAGAAAAUGAUGAUGAAAGGAUGUUCGAGGUUACUGAUUCAGCGAUACAGAGAGCGUUAAGAGAAUAUGAGAGUCAUCGAAAUGCUCCAUUGACGGCCAAGACAGCGACGAGAGUGAUGGAGAGUUGGGGUCCAAGAAUUCUAUACUGGACCAAAGCUCCAAACUUUGAAGAUUGA
Molecule: messenger RNA, 369 nt
Organism: Camellia sinensis
Lineage: Eukaryota; Viridiplantae; Streptophyta; Magnoliopsida; Ericales; Theaceae
Source: RefSeq, a predicted model, not a curated record